CACUAGCAAUUGAACGAGCUGUUGCCAUUGAUUCAGUCUUAAGGGCAAGCAAAAUUUGUCAAAAAGUUUUUCAAAACCUUGCGACAAGUGAUACUGUUAUUAAGAAGGAUAGAUCACCUGUUACAGUUGCUAAUUUUAGUGCUCAAGCAGUGAUAAGCAAAAUUUUAUAUGAAUAUUUUCCAAAUGAUCCUAUU
Dentiscutata erythropus is the source of this 194-nucleotide messenger RNA. NCBI's taxonomy places the organism in Eukaryota, Fungi, Glomeromycota, Glomeromycetes, Diversisporales, Gigasporaceae. The record is from the annotation of a GenBank genome assembly.